Leptidea sinapis is the source of this 869-nucleotide messenger RNA. RefSeq names its product trypsin CFT-1-like. Bases 18 to 800 code for a protein of 260 amino acids. Gene Ontology annotation, molecular function: serine-type endopeptidase activity. The record is from RefSeq and is a predicted model, not a curated record. Gene Ontology annotation, biological process: proteolysis. Lineage: Eukaryota; Metazoa; Arthropoda; Insecta; Lepidoptera; Pieridae. The transcript is spliced from 4 exons.
UAUUUCAAAAGUACAUCAUGAAGGCUUUCCUCGCUGUGUGUGUGCUCUUCGUUGCUGCAGGUGCGGCAAAGGCAAAACGAAUUGUAGGAGGGCAAGACACUACAAUAGAAAAUUAUCCAUGGAUAGUCCAAUUAGAUACUUACAAUACCUGGUCAAUGACCUGGAGUCAAGGAUGUGCUGCCAACAUCCUCACCGCCACCUACGUGUUGUCUGCAGCUCACUGUUUUGAAUCAGGUCAAGCCCAUGCUCCUCACCGGCGCAUCCGAGCUGGCAGCACGUACAGGAACACCGGUGGUGUCGUCCACUACAUCUCGACUGUGCUCAACCACCCAGAAUACAGAGUUGCAUCCAGAUUCGAUGGUGACAUCACCCUCGUGAAACUCUCCACUCCUCUAAUUUUCACGUCGAAAAUCCAAAGGGGCACAAUCAUAGUUCAAGACGGCUAUAUCCCUGACGGUCUUCGUGUUGUACAUGCUGGAUGGGGAACUACUACGUGGGGAGGUGUGGCGGCCCGAAUCCUUCAAGAUGUAGAGGUUAACGUGAUCAACAAUGAACUGUGCGCUAGUCGGUAUUUACAGUUGGAUCGAAACAGCAUCGUUACCAAAAACAUGAUCUGCGUUGGCUUAUUGGACGUCGGUGGUCGCGAUGCCUGCCAAGGUGAUUCUGGAGGCCCACUCUACUACGAGGAGCUCAUCAUCGGCAUCGUUUCUUGGGGACACAGAUGUGCCAACGACACUUUCCCCGGAGUCAACACCGCUGUUGCAUCUUAUACAAACUGGAUUGUCGCAAAUGCUGUUUAAUUUAGUACAAAUUUGUUUUAUUUGUGUAAUAAAUGUCUUCUGUACAUAAUAAAUAAUUUGACGAGGUUU